Messenger RNA from Salvia hispanica, 2060 nucleotides. RefSeq lists its product as uncharacterized. The record is from RefSeq and is a predicted model, not a curated record. Gene Ontology annotation, molecular function: beta-glucosidase activity. NCBI's taxonomy places the organism in Eukaryota, Viridiplantae, Streptophyta, Magnoliopsida, Lamiales, Lamiaceae. Gene Ontology annotation, biological process: glucan catabolic process.
UUUUACCAGUUUGUUUGCAUUCUCACCUGAGAUUUGCAUUUGCUGCUCUCUUCCAUGGAUUGCGUGUACAAGGAUCCCGCCGCUCCCGUGGAGGCGCGUGUCAAGGACCUCCUCUCGCGGAUGACUCUCCUCGAGAAGAUCGGCCAAAUGACUCAGAUCGAGCGCAGCGUCGCUUCCGCCGCCGCCAUCAGAGACCGCUUCAUCGGGAGUGUGCUGAGUGGAGGAGGAAGCAAGCCGUUUGACAAUGCCAACUCGGCGGAUUGGGCGGAAAUGAUCGACGGCUUCCAGAAGGGGGCUCUGGAGACGCGCCUCGGCAUCCCUAUUUUCUACGGCGUCGACGCCGUCCACGGGAACAACAAUGUCUACGGCGCCACCAUUUUUCCUCACAACAUUGGCCUUGGCGCCACUAGAGAUGCAGAUUUAGUCAGGAAGAUUGGGGAGGUAACAGCUAUUGAAGUUAGGGCAAGCGGAGCCCAUUAUGCAUUUGCUCCAUGUGUUGCUGUUACCCGAGACCCCAGAUGGGGAAGAAGUUAUGAAAGUUAUAGUGAAGACACUGAAAUAGUCAGAAAGAUGACCUCUCUUGUUACAGGCUUGCAAGGACAGCCACCUGAAGGGCAUCCAAAGGGCUAUCCAUUUCUGGCUGGGAGAAAAAACGUUCUUGCAUCCGCCAAGCAUUUUGUUGGUGAUGGUGGUACUGAUAAAGGUAUAAAUGAGGGAAAUACCAUAACGUCAUAUGAGGAUUUGGAGAGAAUUCACUUGGCACCAUAUUUGGAUUGUCUUUCCCAAGGAGUUUGCUCUGUAAUGGCAUCAUACUCUAGUUGGAAUGGAAAGAGAUUGCAUACUGACCAUUAUCUUCUUACCGAAGUUCUGAAAAACAAGCUAGGAUUCAAGGGCUUUAUAAUAUCAGACUGGGAGGCAUUGGACCGGCUUUAUGUCCCUCAUGGUUCAAAUUAUCGUCAGAGCAUCCUAUCAACCAUAAAUGCAGGGAUUGACAUAGUAAUGGUUCCUUUUAGAUAUGAACUAUUCUUGGAUGAAUUUCUUUCUCUUGUUGAGUCAGGGGAGAUACUAAUGUCCCGCAUUGAUGAUGCUGUUGAGAGGAUCUUGAGAGUCAAAUUUGUUGCUGGACUUUUUGAGUAUCCUCUGGCUGACUCAUCUUUACUAGAAUUAGUUGGUUGUAAGGCACAUAGAGAAUUGGCACGUGAAGCUGUUCGUAAGUCCUUGGUUUUGUUAAAGAAUGGGAAGGAUGGAAAAAAACCUUUACUCCCUCUAGACAAGAAGGCUAAGCGAAUUCUUGUUGCGGGAACACAUGCUGAUAACCUUGGAUUUCAGUGCGGAGGGUGGACAAUUACCUGGGAGGGAACAACUGGCAGAAUAACUGAAGGAACAACUAUUUUGGAUGCUAUAAAAGAAGCAGUGGAAGACGAGGCAGAAGUGAUAUACGAAUUAAAUCCUACUCCAGAAACAUUUUCUGGUCAAGAUUUCUCUUUUGCUAUUGUGGCCGUGGGUGAGGGUCCUUAUGUUGAAUCAGGUGGUGAUGAUCCGGAGCUCAAAAUCCCUUUCAAUGGAUCUGAGUUGGUGAACUUAGUUGCAGAUAAAGUUCCGACAUUGAUGAUUCUAGUAACAGGAAGGCCUUUGGUUUUAGAGCCACGGCUUUUAGAAAAGAUCGAUGCCUUGGUUGUUGCUUGGCUGCCAGGUUCCGAGGGCAGGGGAGUCACAGAUGUUGUCUUUGGAGAUUAUGCAUUUGAAGGACGACUGCCAGUGACAUGGUUCACCAGUGUCGAUAAGCUUCCGAUCCACGCGGGGGAGAAUUCUUCUGACCCUCUGUUCCCAUUUGGGUUCGGGUUAUCAUGCUAAAGCUGUGAGGUGAUCUUGAAUUUGGCAGUGGUAAUAAAGCAUGAAUUACAUCAAGAUUAAUUACACAGAAAGAAGCCGCUACUCGGAAUUCUUAAAUUGAGAUCCAAAUAUUCGUAUAUGGAUUGAUGUUGUAUUAUGAGUAUACUUGAUAUUGUGAAAUCCAGUAUCUUUAUGAAAUAUCAGCUAUGGUAUUAUUAUUUAUCAAA